CUGUAGCAGGAACGGGGAAUGCGCCAAGGCUGGACCGGUGUCUUGAUUGAGCGACGGCGCUGUUAUGGCGUUGCUGCUCUGCCGAUAUCGUGCAUGCCUUUUCAAACACGUGUCACAUGGCGGGAACGCAUUUCCAGCCCUUACUGGACGCUCAGGCCUCGUCAGUCGGAGUCGUGCAGGGGUUUCUCCCCUGCACACGGUGCGAGUGAAGGUCGAGCAGUCCGCUGGCGGAGGGAAUUAUUUGAGUUUUGUUAGACGCCCGAGAGCCAUUGGAAGCCCGAAGCACCUUCAUUGAAAAGUGCCCUGUUGACAUCGUCGCGAGCUUGAAGAAUGAAACUCAGGGUUUUUGAAUAGGCGCAGAGCAAAUUUUCGGAGAGAAGAUGCGCCGUCUUCGUCUUGUGUACACUGAAGUGCACACUCCUUCUACAGGUCUCGGCAGCGAUUGAGCUUCAGGCGGUGCAAUGUUCGGGAGAGUCUCCAUGGCGUCUUGCAUGAAAUCGGCGUUCGCUUUACCCGCAUGAGCUCUGUCUUUGCCGGGCGUCCUUAUGGCUUCCAGAAGUCGACUUUACGCCCGCUUCUGGUUCGGCAACCUAACUAGCUUGCUGUUGAACGGUAUCGGCGUUACGACUGCGAGCAGUGGUAUCUGUAUUAGUCGUGUCGGUUUGUGUGAGCAUCACUGCAUUAUCCGGCUUGUUGUACAUCGGAAUUGGCGGAUUUCUCGCUACGAUCUUUCUGGUGUUUACUUAGGUUGUGUAUUACAUAUGUACGAUUCCUGACAUGAUGUGAGCAACUUACGUGAACGGGUCAGGCGAGGGAGCAAAACAAGACCAGAAGAAGACGAUACGAGUGUCAUCUCAGUGAGGAUGCGCGAGUCGUGUGGAUGCGCUAGCUCUUCGCCCGCGCAUUCCGACUCACUCAUCUUCAAAGGAUAUUCACAGCUGACGACCGGCUCUUGCUUGACGAUUCUUGGCCGCUGAAGGUAGAGAACGUAGACUGUCAUGCGAGGAACCGCUCAAACUGAAGGUUUACCCACUGAAGGGGAUUCGAUUGUCGACGUUUGCUAGCGUAGAUCUCUUUUAUACGCAGCGCUGGAAAAGUCUACCUUUGCCGAAGUCGUCAGCAAACUCAAGGAAUCAUUUUAAGAAGUGCUCGUAUAAGUCUACCUCUGGCAGGUCUACGACCCAUGCUUGAGGACGGGCUCGCGCACUUACACUACAAUGAAGCGGGGGCCAUGUUUCGUGAAGCGGUGAUCGCAUCAGAAUUGGUUGAUGCCGGAGGAGGAUCCGGAGGCAGUCAGAACUCACCAGCCCUGUCUGGAAUCGAAGCUGCCAAGGUAGGGUAUGGUCUUAGAUAUCUGGGGACCAGCUCAGUUCUGUGCCGGUGUUCAUCAUUGAGGACCCUCAGGUCAGCUGUAAAUCGCUUGCGACAGCAAGCGAUUUGCAGCUAACCUCAGGGUCCUCAAUGAGUUGAGCAAGCUCUCAACUAUUACAACGCCGUAGCAAAGUAUCUUCGGGCAUGACUUCUGUGAAGGCAUGGUCGGCAAUAACUUCUGGUCGACCUAUUUCGCUGAUCUCAAAUUUGAAAGCUGGAAAACAAGCGCUUCAGAAGCUGAGGAGCCUUCGAAUGUCUCAAGAAAAAGCGACUGAAUAAUGCCCGUUUACCUCGAUGGAGCACUUUGUUGAAAGGUACUCGCUAGAGUUCGUCUGGACGAAACGGAAUCCAGUUGUGAGAAAUCUACUGCAGCAUCUACCAACCCGGUUGUUCAUAUUUGUCCAUAGAAGAAGGAUAAGGAUAAAUCUGCCCGCUGGCUAUAUCGGAAUCGUGGUAUGCAAUGCCUGUGCUGUCAGCAGCGAGACAUAAAUCAGAACGAGAUCACUGACGCAUGUUGCAAGCCUGAUUUGGAAAGCUAACUCCGUGCCAGAAGCCCUCUUCCACUGCACUUUGCCAUGGAGUGAACAUCAGCGGGGAACUAGCACUCGACCUCACCUCACUCGCCUCGUCCGACCCAUGCCGGACGGCGUCAAGGCCUCGGAAUCGGAAGGCUCCCUCAGUCCCAUGUCGCUCUCUCUCUCGCACUCGGGCUCGCUCCCGGGGCGCAAAUUGCAAAUUCUCACGCCAAAUCGACGACUUUCGAAGGCUCCAUUCUCGUCCGACUCGAUCGCAGGCUGACACAAAUAAGUCCUCGGGGGGCAAUCGAUGCGAAGAACCCUCGAAAGCUUGUGCCUGCCCCUACCGGUCGGUGUCGCACUUCCGUUCCAAGAUAGCGGGGCCUCUAACUUGACUCUCUUGGGAUCUUCCCCUACGACGCGGUCUUCAACUAAAGUAGGGUGAAGGAUAAGCAGUGAAAAAUGAAGGCUAGUUAUCUUUCACUUUUGGGAUGAUUAGUGAAGGCUAAUUAUCUUUUGGAAGUGUGUGAGAAGGACCCUUGUUUACUUUUAAUGAUAAUGUUAUAAGAAUCACAC
Marchantia polymorpha subsp. ruderalis is the source of this 2462-nucleotide messenger RNA. Lineage: Eukaryota; Viridiplantae; Streptophyta; Marchantiopsida; Marchantiales; Marchantiaceae. The record is from the annotation of a GenBank genome assembly.